UUGUAUUAUGUUGUUUCCCUUUAAUGGGUUAUUGACCUAUAUUUACGUGUUUACACACAGCUCAACAUAAAUAUGCACAUUUUGUGAAUUAUUGGUUCUGGAUUAAUACAAGAUGUCAAGGUUGUUGGAUGCUAUAACAAAUCAUGACACAUACAUGUUAAAGAUGUUGACGUCAAUGUCUGGCUCGUGUAACCCACGUGAGCUUAAUCUGGGUCUUAUAAAAGCAGCAAGUCUUGGUUACUCGGAUUGUAUUAAAUGUCUUCUAGACGUCGGUGCUGAUAAAAAUUUCGUGAAUCAGUCAAACCAAACACCACUAUACGCUGCUGUUCAAAACAACAAAAAAGAAACGGUCAAGCUGUUGUUAGAAAACAACACGGAUGUUAAUUUGAUAAGUGGCCUUCAGCACCUGUCAGCAUUGCAUAUCGCUGCUAUGCGUGGUUACUCUGACAUAGUUGAUUUACUGGUGGAACAUAAGGCAUCUGUACAUUCGAGAGAUUAUGAAGGAAACACGCCUUUAGUCCUUGCUGCUCGAAACGGGCAUUAUUUACCCAUGAAAUCACUCUUGAAAGCCGGAUGUGAUGUGAACGCAGCUAACUAUGAAGGGUGUACAUCUUUGCAUUUCGCGUGCCAUAAAGCGCGAGGUUUUCAAGUUCUACUUGACGCCGGCGCAGAUCCUAAUGUUAGAGACAAUGAUAAUAUAACACCGCUGUUAAUGGCCGCUUCUGAAGGAUUCGAUAACGUUGUAAAAGCUCUGGUAGAUUUUAAAUGUGAUGUAAAUAUUCCCAAUGAUUCUGUCAAGAGAACAGCAUUACACUUGCUAGCAUAUAAAGGUCACGCCGAUUCAAUUAACGCUCUCGUGUAUGCAGGCGCUGAAAUUGACGCAUGUGACAUCUAUGGAAGGACUCCAUUGUGGUAUGCCAUUGAAAAUAAAAAAUCUGAGGUUGUUAGACUGUUACUGAAAUCUUAUAGUCACGUUGAUACAUUUCAGUGCCAAACUUCAUCAGAAGAAAAUUGUCCUGCUAAACUUGCUUUUAAAAGUCAGCAAUUUGAUGUUAUCAAGUUAUUUAUGUUGAGUGGAUAUGAACAUGCGCACGUGAGAGAGUGUUUGCAGAGUGACGAAUAUGCUGAUUGGGUAAGAUCUUUACAAGCAGAUGACGAGUUUUCGCAUUGGUUAGAUUUUGGUUCAAGUGCGCAAACGUUGAAACAGUUGUGCAGGAAAUGGAUCCGGCAUCAUCUGGGACGACAUUUUUAUCAUCAUUUGCAACAUCUUCCAAUACCGGAUGUGAUGAGAAAUUAUCUUCAUUUAGAAGAGCUUCUUGACCACUGAUGGAAACAGGAUUUACAUGACCACUGAUGGAAACAGGAUUUAGUGUUCCGCUACCUACUACCCAUAAACCUUGUGCAAUAAUAUUUUUACCAGGUGGACUCAGUAUUUAAAAGGGAUAUUCUUGACCCCUUGUUCUAUACUGUCAUAAUAGUAAUUCAGAAAUAAUCUAUACAGACUAUGCACCUUUCAAAUACAUACAUUUAGUAUGAUGGUCGGCAGUUUCAAUAGAAAUAUCAGCUGUUGGAUAAAUAAGCAUGUCGGUGUAUUCAUAUGUUCAAAAAAAAUCCCACAUUCCUUGAUUUAUGUUGCUAUGAGUUUAAUAAAGUACUGCCUUUAACUGUUUACUUAGUUGUAAAGUAUAUAAAUAUGAAAAAAGUGUUUUAGUUAUUAAGUUUGAUAAUACGGAUGUAUGCCGUAGAUACUGGUUCGGCGUUUACAUACAAUUGUUUAUAAAUUUGAUACGAAUGAAA
This is a messenger RNA of Ruditapes philippinarum (Manila clam), 1797 nucleotides long. RefSeq names its product ankyrin repeat and SOCS box protein 3-like. The transcript has 3 exons. Gene Ontology annotation, biological process: intracellular signal transduction. The coding region runs from base 113 to 1327 and encodes 404 amino acids. Gene Ontology annotation, molecular function: protein binding. NCBI's taxonomy places the organism in Eukaryota, Metazoa, Mollusca, Bivalvia, Venerida, Veneridae. The record is from RefSeq and is a predicted model, not a curated record.